Molecule: messenger RNA, 1897 nt
Organism: Camelina sativa (false flax)
Lineage: Eukaryota; Viridiplantae; Streptophyta; Magnoliopsida; Brassicales; Brassicaceae
Source: RefSeq, a predicted model, not a curated record
GAAAGUGAAAUCAGGCUUUGCGACACUGUUAGCUUCUUUUUACCAUAAGCUACCUGUUACUUUAAUACCUGUUUACAUCUUUUUUUUUUUUUUAUCAAUCUUCUGUUUUUUGCUUUUCUAAAUCAUUCUUGUAUUGUUCGUUAUCAUCUUUUGUUUUAUCGUCUACUUAUGCAGGUGUUCCUUCGCUUGGUUCUCUUGGUGUGGAAGUGGCUUUUCAAGUGGAUGAUCUGAUUGAUUACUAUGGAGAACUUGUUCAAUCUCUUCAAAGAAUUGUAGUUGCUUGUUUGUACAUAACUGAAUUUGAUAAUGAAAUUUGUCAAUUUUGAAUUAUAAUGUAUCCCAACCAUAGCAAAAAAAAAAACAGAGACCAGGUCCAUAAUGUAUCCCAACUUGUUCACAAUGGGAUGGUAAGAUAAUUCCAGAGUAAAGAAACCAGUUGUGUGUAAAGGAGGGUGUGUCUCGGAGAAACUUAAACGGUUGUAACCCUAAGAAAUUGCUGAGACGUUGUAGAGAUUGUCACACCACCGAGAGCUCUUGUUGCAGUGUUCUUCUUCUUCUUCUCCUUGUCAUCUCUGUUUCGAAGAUGAUGAAAUCAUUACCACCCAUGUCGAUUGAGCUCAUCCUGGAGAUAAUCUCGAGAUUGCCUGGAGAUGCAGUCGCGAGGUUUCGUUGCGUGUCGAAGCAAUGGGCAUCAACGCUCGCUACUCCGUAUUUCAAAGAGCUGUUCAUGAACAAGUCCUCGUCUAAGCCGCGGCUCUUAUUCGCCAUCGCAGACGACGGAAACCCCAAAGGCCGUGGCGAGUGGUGCUUCUUCUCCUCGCCUCAGCUUGAGGAUCCUUAUGAGAAAUCAUCCUCCUCGGCUCUUGUAUCAGCCGCCGAGUUUCACGUGAAGAAGUUCUCUCCAAAGGAUAUAAAUAUCCAUCAUUACAGUAACAUCAUGCACUUCUCAUGUGUCUACAACUCUGGCUUGAUCUAUUUCCAUGGUUGUCGAUACCAAGGUAAACCUGUCAUCUGUAACCCAAACACUGGACGGUACGCGGUCUUACCUAAGCGGUAUACUUACAGAAAAGCCUAUAGCUUUUUUGGUUUUGAUCCGAUUGGGAAGCAGUACAAGGUAUUGUACAUGGCUUACGCAACUGGUCCUGGUGAUCAUGCCCUUCUUACGUUUGGAGCGCCUGCAGAUAUGAGGUGGAGAAAGAUCGAAUGUUCCACAAUACAUGAGAUUCAAAGCGAUGGGGUUUGCAUCAACGGUGUUGUGUACUACUUAGGUAACACCAAAGAUCCUUGGGAUGAUGAUGCUCAUGAUGAUUAUGUGAUUGUUUGCUUUGAUUUGAGGUCUGAAAAGUUCAGCUUCAUUCACGUUGAAAGGUUUUGUCGAUUGAUCAACUUUAUGGGCAAGUUAGCUUUGAUUUACUGGGAGGAUGAUUUCGACAUUUAUGAGGCUGUUAAUUAUGAGUUUAAUAUCGACAAGUAUUUGGAUGAUCAUCUCGUCGCUGAUGUCAAUAAGGAGUUGCAUGUGUGGGUUCUAGAGGAUGUAGCGAAACAGGAUUUGUCCAAACACAACUACACUUGGAGUACUGAUAACAUCUUCUUCCGUCGUCACGUUUCCAUUGCUGGAGUGACCGCUUCUGGUGAGAUUGUGUUUGCCAUGCGCAAGUAUACAUCUGGCCAACCGUUUUAUGUUUUCUACUUCAGUCCCGAGAGGAACACUCUCCAGCGUGUUGAAGUCCAAGGUUUUGGUGAAGGGUUUAAGAAUCCUUGCAGCGUUCGCACCUUUGUGAACCACGUUGAGGAUCUUCAUGUUAACGAUUUAGAGCUAUCCAAGCCAUUCCAUGCUCCACGUAGGGCUACAAAAUAUUCAGAAUCACACAAAAAAAGGAAAAGAGCAAGAAGAUAG